GUGUACAUAUGUUAUUCUUGAUUGAGCACUUCAAUCAUUAUUGUAAUCUGUUUUUAUAUUUUGUUACAAUGGAAAGUUUGACAGAGGGGAUCAUUGAUCCAUCGGAGGAAUUCUAUUAUGUAUGGCUACAGGUUAUGACCAUCCCCAUCUUCUACAAUGCCGUGAUCAUUAUCUGCAGGACAUGCUUUGAACAAAUUCAGAUGAACUUUCUUGGUGUUUGGCUAACAUUGGACUACCUCGCUGACCUGAUGUUUGCAGCUGACAUGGUCAUAAAAUUUCGCACUGGAUACCUGGAGCAGGGCAUCCUGAUCCAGGACAAAGCUCAGCUGAAGAAGCGCUACCUGCGCUCUUUUAUUUUUAAAUUGGACCUGUGUUCCCUGCUGCCCACGGACCUCCUCUACCUCUGCUUUGACAUCAACACGCCGCUGGUCAGGGUCAACCGCUUUCUGCAUAUGACCCGCCUGGGUGAGGCCCUGGACCGCAUGGAGACACGCACCUCUUACCCAAACACCUUCCGCAUCUCCAAGCUCAUGCUCUACAUCUUUGUCCUGAUCCACUGGAAUGCCUGCCUGUACUUUGCACUAUCCAAAUACAUUGGCCUGGGGGCCGACCGCUGGGUGUACCCCAACGCCAGCCGGCCCGUGUUCAACUCCAUGAGGCGGCAGUACUUCUACUGCUUCUGGUUCUCCGCUCAGAUCUUCACCACGGUGGGAGACACGCCCCUGCCAGACAGAGAAGAGGAGUACCUGUUCAUGAUUGCCGACCUGCUCAUCGCCGUGCUGGUGUUUGCGUCGAUCGUGGGGAACGUGGGGAACGUCAUCACAAAUUUAAGGGAUCGUGAUAAUGUCUUUUUCCCAAACCACGAGCUGGUGAAGGUUUACCUGCGCAGCCGGCACAUCAGUAAGGACCUGCGUAAGAGAGUCAGCGACUGGUACCAGCACCUAUACAUCAACAAGAAGAUCACGCGGGAGAACGAGAUCCUCAAGCAGCUGCCUGUUCAGCUGCAGACGGAGAUCGCGGUCAGCGUUCACCUGCCCACCCUCUCCAAGGUCACCAUCUUCCAGAACUGUGAGAAGAGCCUGCUAGAGGAGCUCGUGCUGAAACUCACACCCCAGGUGUACAGUCCCGGGGAGUAUGUUUGCAAGAAAGGAGAUGUGGGCCACGAAAUGUAUAUCAUUAAAGAGGGCAAACUGGCAGUGGUGGCAGACGAUGGAGUCACACAGUAUGCUGUGCUCAGUGAUGGGAACUUUUUUGGGGAAAUUAGCAUUCUUAACAUUAAAGGAAACAAAUCAGGCAAUCGCCGCACGGCCAACAUCCGCAGCAUCGGCCACUCUGACCUGUUCAGUCUGUCCAAGGAGGACCUGAGUGUGGUGCUCUCCGAGUUCCCGGUCGCCAAGCAACACCUCGAGGAGAAGGGCCGGCAGAUCCUCACCAAGAUGGGCAUCCUGGACGAGUCGGCGGAGGGCCAGCAGACGGAGACGGAGAAGGUGGAGAUCAAGCUGGACCGGCUGGAGAGCAACCUGGACACUCUGCAGACCAAGCUGGCACGGCUCAUGUCAGAGGUGGAGUCCAGCAACCGCAAGAUGCAGGGCAGGGUGGAGUUGCUGGAGCUGGAGGUGGAUGAGAUGGACCAACUACCCCUGGUGGAGCUGGGGGGAGAAGGGGAAGGAGAUGGGGAGCUGGAUGGGAACGCAGGAGAGGAAAGGAGAGGGGAGGGGGUGGGAAGGGAGGGGGACCGGGAGCGAGAAGAGGCAGAGGGAGAGGAGGAGGUAGGCGAGGGGAGCGCGAAGGGGCAGGGGAAUGGUGACAAUGAGGGCAAAGAGGGAGAUGGAGGGUGUAGGGAAAGCACAAAGGAAGAGACAGAGAAGCAAGGUUUUGAGAGAAUUGUAGAUGACAUGGAUAAGGGGGAAAAAUAUGAAAAGGGCAGCCGGGAGAAAAGAGAAGAAAAGACAAAUGAUGAUGAAGCCGCUAAAGCAGACGGAGAUCCUGGUGGUCACAGCGAGACAGAACCAACAUGA
Gadus chalcogrammus (walleye pollock) is the source of this 2018-nucleotide messenger RNA. It is a transcript of the gene cnga4, whose product is annotated as cyclic nucleotide gated channel subunit alpha 4. Gene Ontology annotation, cellular component: plasma membrane; intracellular cyclic nucleotide activated cation channel complex. The record is from RefSeq and is a predicted model, not a curated record. Bases 9 to 2018 code for a protein of 669 amino acids. Gene Ontology annotation, biological process: monoatomic cation transmembrane transport. Lineage: Eukaryota; Metazoa; Chordata; Actinopteri; Gadiformes; Gadidae. The transcript has 6 exons. Gene Ontology annotation, molecular function: intracellularly cGMP-activated cation channel activity; intracellularly cAMP-activated cation channel activity; cGMP binding.